AUGGCUCUUUGGUAUCAAACUCCUCCUCCUCCUACAUUGAAUCGUAUCUCACCCACUCUCAAACUUAACUCAUUACGCUACACCUGCAGCUACAACCUGUCUAUUCCGAAUUCCAGACCCACCCACAUACCCGAACUUGAACCCGAACCCAUAUUCGCCUCCGUCAAAACCUUCGUUCUUGCCACCGUGGCUAACCUUGGCCACGGCUUCGACUUCCUCAGCUACGCCGUUGACGGUCUCGGAGACUUCAUCUCCCUCUCCAUCGACUUAUCCGUCCACCCCGGCAAGAUCUCCAUCACAAAAAUAUCUGGCAACGCCGCCGGAAAAAUUAGCCGCGAUCCUCUGUCCAAUUCCGUCGGAAUCGCCACGAUGGCACGAUCAAGGUUAUGA
Molecule: messenger RNA, 390 nt
Organism: Quercus robur (English oak)
Lineage: Eukaryota; Viridiplantae; Streptophyta; Magnoliopsida; Fagales; Fagaceae
Product: homoserine kinase-like
Exons: 1
Coding region: 1-390 (129 amino acids)
Source: RefSeq, a predicted model, not a curated record